Molecule: messenger RNA, 1904 nt
Organism: Diabrotica balteata
Lineage: Eukaryota; Metazoa; Arthropoda; Insecta; Coleoptera; Chrysomelidae
Source: the annotation of a GenBank genome assembly
GGCUCUGGGUGUUUUGUCAGCAAGAAGUGUCAAAUUUCUGAGAUCUAGAACAAAAAAUUGAUAGUGAUGAAAGAAACUUUAUAUAAGUGUUGUUGUUAAUUAAUGGUUAAAUCAACUGUAAUUUAGUCGUUUUCUUAUUUAAUUUGUCAUAAGUUUGUAAAUAUAUUUUAGACUUGAGCUGCCGAAGGUUAGCAAAAUGGCAGCCACCAGACGAUUACAAAAAGAACUAGGGGAUAUUAGAAAUUCUGGAUUAAAAUCAUUCCGUGACAUUCAAGUGGAUGAAACGAACAUUUUAACAUGGCAAGGGCUUAUAGUUCCUGACAAUCCACCCUACAAUAAAGGAGCUUUUAAAAUAGAAAUAAAUUUUCCUGCAGAAUAUCCUUUUAAACCACCUAAAAUAAAUUUUAAAACAAAAAUUUACCAUCCAAACAUAGAUGAAAAAGGACAAGUAUGUUUACCAAUUAUAAGUGCUGAGCAUUGGAAACCUGCUACUAAAACAGAUCAAGUUAUUCAAGCUUUGGUUGCCCUCGUUAACGAACCGGAACCUGAACAUCCUCUCCGAGGAGACUUAGCAGAAGAAUAUAUUAAGGAUAAGAAAAAGUUUACGAAAAACGCUGAAGAAUAUACGAAAAAACACAGUGAGAAAAGACCCGCAGAUUAAAAAAAUUGUACAUACUUGAAUAGUGAAUAUCACUGAAUGAAAUUGCCGUGUGGUAUACAGUAUAGGGAUUCAAAUGGUGUUUUGUUAAAUUUAAACGUGUACAGGUAUCGCUUUUUUAAAGGAAUCUAGUCACUUUCUGACGUGAAGUUUAUCGGCAAUUUCACGUUACAUAGGAGGUAGAUAAUGCAUACACUGCUUUGAUGAGUUUUACUAUAUAUUUAAGAAAGUCAAUACCAAAGAGAUGUAAGCCACAUGUCAUUGUAAAAAAUAGAGAUUUUUGACAAAAUAAUCAAUUAAUCUAAAUAUUCUCUAAUUCACUUUUUCAUGACCAACCAGGUGUUAAAAGGACAGAAAUCAUCACCAGAUCAAAUCUAGAGACCGUAGUAAGUUAGAAUUGCAUUUUGCUAUCAACUGAAAACCAAACUCAUUUGUGUGUUAAUAAUGUUUAUGGGAAACUUGGAAAGUUAUGACUUACAUAAAGUUUCUCUAAUAUAUUUGAAUUUUGAGAAUGAUUCAAUAUUCUCAUGAGUAUUGAAAAGUGUGUUUUACAUCACUUUGUAUUUGGGUAUCUCACCGAUUCCUUUGUUAGUAAAACAUUUCUAAAGUAGCUUUUUAUACAGUUGACACAGUUUAAUACACUUUAUUUGAAAUUUUAUUAAAUACCCUUUAUUUUAUUGUUAUAUAUUGAAUUUUGUUAAUAUUAAGAGAGUACUGCCUUGAACAAAUAUUCAUCACAAGUAAUGAACCGAAUUGGAUUUCUCUUACUGUCCACGAUAAUUAUUGUUACGGGUUUAUUUAUCAUCUCCAAGAACAAAUUCUUCAUUUAAACUUUUUGGGCUUAUCUGGUACAAAAAAUAACAAAUUGUUAAAAUUUAAGCUGUAUAUAGUAUAAUAAACUAAAAGUGAACUCGUAAAUAUUCUUGUGUAUUUACUGGCCCAUUUGUUGAUAUAUUAAAUUAAAUAUGCUCGAAUCGCUAAUUUGUUUUUGAGUUAAUUUUUAAACCUAAAAUAUGACUUUUUACUUAAACAAAUUUAAAUAAACAAUCUCAUUCAGUGAUUUGAUUACGCAUUUUCUUUUUUACACUUAACGAUUUAUUACAAAAUUUAGGUGUUUAUUUAUUUGAUCUUUCAUGUUCUGUAUUAUUUUGUUUUGCGCGGUUUAGCAUACAGAAGUUUAGAGAUAAUUAUUUCUAUCAUACAAAACUUUUGCAUAAUAUUUAAAUAUAUUAAUAUAAUAUUCGAA